AUGCGUUACGCUUUCUGUGCCCUGGCCCUCACGGCCGCAACUAUGGCCGUCCCGGUGUCUGUGACUACCGGAGCCUCCUCCCACCCCGGAAACCAAGCCGCUCCUCGCGUGGAGGCCCGAACUUUCGGUCUCCUUUCCGGCCUGCUCGGAGGCCACGGCGGUGCCGGUGCCAAUGCUGAUCUUGGUGCCCACCUGGGUGCUGGCCUUGGUGCUGGCCUUGGAGCCGGAGCCGGAGGCAAGGGUGGUGCUGGCGUCGGUGCCAACGUGGGUGGUGACGCUGACGUUGGUGGUAGCGCUGGCCUUGGAGCCGGAGCCGGAGCCGGUGGCAAUGGCGGUGCUGGCGUCGGUGCCGACGUGGGUGGUGACGCUGAUGUUGGCGGUAGCGCUGGCCUCGGAGCCGGUGCUGGCGCUGGAGCCGACGGUGAAGACUGCGACGAGGACGGCGCUGGCGCCGGUGUUGGUGCUGAUGUUGGAGGUAGCGGUGAUGCUGGUGCUGACGUUGGCGCUGGUGGCAGCGGCAGCGGCGGUGCCGGUGUUGGAGCCGAUGUCGGUGGCAGCGGUGAUGUCGGCGGUGAUGUCGGCGCUGGUGGCAGCGGUAGCGGUGGUGCCGGUGUUGGAGCUGAUGUCGGUGGAUCCGGCAGCGCUGGCGCUGAUGUUGGCGCUGGCCUUGGUGGAAACGGUGGUGCUGGUGCCGGCGUCGGUGCUGACGUCGGUGGCAGCGGUGAUGUCGGCGCUGAUGUCGGCGCUGGUGGCAGCGGCAGCGGUGGUGCCGGUGUUGGAGCUGAUGUCGGUGGAUCCGGCAGCGCUGGCGCCGAUGUUGGUGCUGGCCUUGGUGGCAGUGGCAGCGGCAGCGGCAGCGGUGGCGCCGGCGUUGGUGCUGAUGUUGGUGGAAGCGGCAGCGCCAGUGGUGGUGUUGGUGCCGGAAUUGGUGGCGGUCCUUCUCCCAGCGGAGGUGCUCCCUCUCCCAGCGGAGGUGCUCCCUCUCCCAGCGGAGGUGCUCCCUCUCCCAGCGGAGGUGCUCCUUCUCCCUCCGGUGUUAGCCCUUCUGGCUCUUCUCCCGACACUUCCUCUCCCGACACUUCCUCUCCCGACACUUCCUCUCCCGACACUUCUUCUCCCGAUACCUCUUCGCCCAGCCCUAGCGGUGGUGCUUCCGGCGGUGCUUCCGGCUCCGGUGACAUCUCUGGCGGGGCCUCCGGCGGUGCUUCUGGAAGCGCUUCUGGCAGCGGCAGUGGCAGCGCUAGCGGCUCUUCUUCCGGCACCCCUACCUCCGGCGCUCCCGGCAGCUACAGCAGCUCCAGCAGCUGGGGUAGCUCUUCCUCUAGCUCUGCUUCCAGCUCUUCCUCUUCCAACUCCAACGGCCACUCCUCGUCCUCGGUCACCAUCAACGGCCAGCCCGUCUCCGGCACCUCUGCUUCGAUCGAGUGCACGUACGAGAACGGCUCCAAGGACUGCGAGGAGCAGCACGACGGCCAGCCCGCUGGAUCUGACGACUCCCCCGACUCCGGUGACGACGACGAGGAGUGCGAGUGUGAGGAGGACAACUAG
Aspergillus affinis is the source of this 1548-nucleotide messenger RNA. RefSeq lists its product as uncharacterized. The record is from RefSeq and is a predicted model, not a curated record. The transcript has a single exon. The coding region runs from base 1 to 1548 and encodes 515 amino acids. NCBI's taxonomy places the organism in Eukaryota, Fungi, Ascomycota, Eurotiomycetes, Eurotiales, Aspergillaceae.